This is a messenger RNA of Owenia fusiformis, 1357 nucleotides long. NCBI's taxonomy places the organism in Eukaryota, Metazoa, Annelida, Polychaeta, Sabellida, Oweniidae. The record is from the annotation of a GenBank genome assembly.
UUUUGAGCGCGAAAGUGAAAGACGUGUGCUUCUGGUCCCGCAGAAUCAUUACUAUUUUCUAACUUUUUUCUUACUCGAGACAACUCCAUUACAUUUAGAAUAGUACAAAUACAUAAUGAGUAUAAGAAGUUCAAAUCCUAGAAGUCCUAGAAGGCGGAUGAGUGUGAGUAGCGUCUUAAACGAAAUUGUACAAUCACCAUCAGGCGAAGAAGAAGAACGCCAGUACCAAAUUCUUGGUAAUUCUAGGCCAAGUCAAGGCCAGAGUCAGACAACACCAUAUCUUUCUCAGAUUAACGAUAAUUCCAUGCACUCAAGGCCCACCAUUCAGGGGAGGAAUCUGAGCUUUAGCAAUCACGAAUAUUCUCAUACCACAGAAGAUUUGUUUCCCCAACAUCAAAUGGAUGCUGAGAAUGGUAAUCUCUCUACCAAUACAAGUCAUACAAAUUCAAGGCACUCUUCAGAAUACAAUCAGUUGAUCCUACAUGAGAUGAAUGAGAUGAGGAAUGUUGUCAAGAGUAUGAAGGAUGAUAAUGAAGAGGUGAAGAUGCUAAGAGCAGAAAAUGAGAGACUGAAAAGAGAACUGGAGGCAUACAGAAAUACCAAUAAAACUUCAAAGACUGCGUAUAAAAAUGUAAAAGUGAAGAAGCUAGCAAAAAUAGCAUACACUGCUGAGGACCUUCAGUUCAAUCCUACAGAAAGCAUCAAAAGUCCAGAGAAUCAAAGAAGAAGGAAACUACUCAUAGAUAUUAUUCAGACACAAGGAUCCAAAGAGGAACCAAAAAUUGAUAUUGAUGAUGUGUAUCUUGCUGUCACAAGGCUUUACGAAAACAGUGUGAAACAUCAAAAGACAAGGCAACUCAGCCCAACUAAAAAGAUGAGGGAAAAGUUGAAAGCCAACAAUAGGUCACGGCAGCAGAUAACAAAGGACCAGCGCUUCUCCCAGUUGAGGACUGAUGAAGAGAGAGAUUUAUGGAAAGGCGCCCAUAAUGAAAUAAUGUCAGAUGAGGAGUUAGAUACAGACAGCAGAGUUGUGACACUGAGAAGACCUCGAUGGAGGACAGAGGAAUUCAAUACACUGAUAAACACAUUAGACUCUAGAUUAAAAGACAAAAGAACAUCCGUAUAUAGACGCAUAAGAGGAGAAGACUGUGAUAGACCGUUACCCAAAAAAGCUCAUCUCAUUCCCCGUAUUGUACAACUAUAAAAGUUUUGACAAAAUAUUCUAAGCAAUAUAAUUUUAUUCAGUAACUACUAGUAUCUCAAAAUAAGCAAUAGUAUUUUAUAAAAUGCAUAUGUCUUGUUCAUGGCAAUAUUACAUUAUUUAUUCUAAGCAAUAUGAUUUUAUUCAUAACUCUAU